AUGUCGUUACCUUUCGCUAAUCAACCUCCGGCCGAUCGGGUGCCCUAUGCCAUCCCUCAGCUGGAGGGUGAGCGCAUCACAAUUCCCGGCAGCAAAGGUGUUUUCCGAAUUCUGACCUCCUCGAAGCAAACUGCCGGUCUGAUGGCCGUUUUCCAGAGCGGAGCUACCCUCUCGGACGCCCCGGGGUUUCAUUACCACAACCAUGCGCACGAUGUCUUCCUUGUCACCAAGGGAUAUUUGAAGCUGUGGAAUGGAGACAAAUGCCGGGUAAUGGGGCCCGGUGAUUUUGCCUAUGUUCCUCCGACAGUCAUUCACAACCCUGAAAUGAUCGGUCCCCAUACAGAAAUUCAGGGCCUGAUUACCCCCGGCGACUGGGUCGAUUUCUUCCGCUAUGUCUCGGAACCCUACGAGGGUAUUCUGGUGCCCGAGACCGACAACCGCGAUUUGAAGUCCAUUCUCAUCCCGAAGGUUAUGGCCGCUAAGGGAAAGUUUGACGUUGUUUUCCAGCCCCACUACGAGCCUCCCGAAGUGAGCGACUGGACCAAAGAUGAUGAGAAACUGCCCGAGGGUAAAGAAGGAUAUUUCUUACGCUCAAAUACCGGGCCCCGCUGGAUGCUGGGAGGCGUGAUGUCUCGACCGUUUGCUACCACCAGACAGAGUGAUGGUCUUUUUGCUAUCUCUAGCAUUGAGUCGUCGAAGGAUUAUGGGGAGACCGUGUUCUCAAAGUACAUGACUUUCGCAUCGGUAGAUCACUGCCUCUGUGUCAUGGAGGGCACUCUCAGGGUUAGUCUGCAGGGAUUCGGGGACUCUCUCUUCCGGGAAGGUGAGACUGUUGUUAUUCCUGCAGGCCAGGCAUUUUCUCUUGGGUUUGAGAGCAGAUAUGUCAAGGUCCACUCCUUCAGCGAUGGUGAUGGUAUCGAGGCUCUGAUCCAUCGGCUGGGUAAGCAGGUUGAGGAGGUCGUUCUGCCAGACCAAGCUCCAGAAUGGGACCCUGCUCAGUUGGAUUCCUUAAAGAAGCAGCUCCACGUGAGCUUCUAG
Penicillium cinerascens is the source of this 1038-nucleotide messenger RNA. Its product is annotated as cupin domain-containing protein. The transcript is spliced from 2 exons. Bases 1 to 1038 code for a protein of 345 amino acids. Lineage: Eukaryota; Fungi; Ascomycota; Eurotiomycetes; Eurotiales; Aspergillaceae. The record is from RefSeq and is a predicted model, not a curated record.